Molecule: messenger RNA, 741 nt
Organism: Arabis nemorensis
Lineage: Eukaryota; Viridiplantae; Streptophyta; Magnoliopsida; Brassicales; Brassicaceae
Source: the annotation of a GenBank genome assembly
AUGCCUUCUGGUGCGAAGAAGAGAAAGGCCUUGAAGAAGAAACAGCAGCAGGAAGCCAUUGGAGUCACUACCGACAACAACCAUCAUGGGCAUGAUGAACAUGGAAGCCAAGAUGAGAGAGAUAGUGAUGGCUCUUUGAGUUCCCCUAGUUCCCAAGGGAAUGGAGAAUUCUGGACUAGAGAUUUAUCACCUUCUCCAUUAUCUGGUCUCGGGAAGGUUACUGUUGAAGAGAAAACACAAGAUGCAGAUGUUACUCAGGGACAAGGCGCAAAAAGUGAAGACGUUACUGCAGAUGUGAGAGGAAUGGAUCAUGAGGUGAAUGCUGUAGACAAACCACCCAAUUCCUUUCCUGAAAAUAUAACUCACGAUAUCGGAAAAGUAGCUCCUCAAGAAGAGGCUGGUGGUGGUAAUUCAGUAUUGGAAAUCGCUCCUGCUGUUGAUUCUGUCUCAAAGGUAGUGAUUUCUGACAAAUGUGAGCGAGUUGGGAGCUCGACAAACUCGGAUUCUGUCCAACAGAAGUCUGAUGAGGACGAAGUGAAGCCUAUACUGAAAGAAGCAAAGGACGGCAACAGUCCAGGAUCUGCUGCGGAAACAAGCAAAGAAAUCAAGAGUGUGAAAGAAUCUGAAGUGCCAGAAUGUUCUGAAGAAAAGAGUCUUUUGCCUUCUGGUCCACCAGUUGUUCGAACCUCGUGGUUGAGUUGCUGCGGUUUGUUUGAUGUGAUGGCUGGAUCUGAAAGAUAA